AUGUUGGAAAUGUUGAGUAUCGUUUUCGCAGUUAAUUCAUUGGUAAUCAUCAGCCCUGUUGUGUCAGAGUUGUGUAUCGAUCCUCUUGGCAUUGAAGAUGGAACUAUUCCAGCUGAACAACUGUCAGCAUCCAGUAAAUUCGCUUUAAGGCACGGGGCACAUCGUGGACGACUACACACCGAAGCAGAUAAUUGGGGGAUAGGAGCAUGGUCUUCAAAAUCCGAAGACCAAUACCAGUGGAUCCAGGUUGACCUCGGUAAGCUACAUGAGGUACGCGGAAUAAUUACACAAGGCCGCAACGAAUACAUCUACACGUAUAAUCAAUGGGUGACAUCUUAUGAGAUACUUUACAGUGUCGAUGGUAACUUUUUUCAACCUAUCAGGAAUUCAGAUUGUCAAGUAACUAAUUUUGUUGGAAAUUCGAAUCGAGACACUUACGUGACAAACAUAUUUGCUGACCCUGUCUUUGCUCAAUUCGUCCGUAUUCAUCCAACUGGCUGGCAUAACUGGAUUAGUUUAAGAUUUGAGGUUCUUGGAUGCUCAGCAGGCCUAGUAUGCCCAAAGUUGGUCGGAAACUCAACUUAUUACAAGUCUUUUCAUCGUAAUCUACAAUGUUUAAUAACGACCGAAAACACAACAAGAAGCUGCAUUAGAUGUGCUGUGGCGUGUAUGAGGGCGCUAGAAUGCAAGUACUUUAGAUACGAUGGAGAAUGCCACUUUUAUACCUGCAGUAACAAUGGACAUUUUGUUGCCUUUCAGUAUUGUUGAAAUGGGGCUUUCCCGGCUUUGGAUACUGUUGCUAAGGUCUUAACAGUCUGGACUUGCGUGAGUUUAUGAGACAUGCGCAUGAUUAAUAGUGUCCUUAUAGGUCAAUCGCUAAAUUAAUUUAAUGACUCUGGAAAUGUAUAAUAAAUUUAGAUCGUGUGUGCUUCGUGUUUCGUUCUAACAAGCAUCAUUCUUUAGAACCGAUUAUCCUGUAUUAUGGAAAAUUUCUGUGUUACUAGUAAUAUAAAUACAAAUUCGUUUAUUAUUCUUUUUUAUUGAAACCAAUAAAGAAAUUCGUGUUUAUAAUUCUAAUUGGAGACCAAAGCUGCUAAAGACCAUGGAAACCCCGGUCCCAAAAGUGGUCUUUAAUUAGAGGGAGACCAUACGCAAACACUUGCGUUUCCGGGAGACAACAUGCGUGUUUGUGAGGCACGCUCGUAUGCCUGGCUUUAAUUGGUCAGUUGUUAAGUUUGAAUGAUACUUAGGAAAGGUUCAUUGUGGAAACUUUAAUGGAUCUUGAGGAUAUUUUCCGCAUGAUUAAAAUCGUAACGGUACUGCUUUGGUCUACAGGAGUUCAUGUUUCGUACAGGUCAUUCCAUUCAUAGAAAAACCCUUUAUAUUGG
Molecule: messenger RNA, 1388 nt
Organism: Anneissia japonica
Lineage: Eukaryota; Metazoa; Echinodermata; Crinoidea; Comatulida; Comatulidae
Product: lactadherin-like
Exons: 4
Coding region: 1-768 (255 amino acids)
Source: RefSeq, a predicted model, not a curated record